This is a messenger RNA of Racocetra persica, 462 nucleotides long. NCBI's taxonomy places the organism in Eukaryota, Fungi, Glomeromycota, Glomeromycetes, Diversisporales, Gigasporaceae. The record is from the annotation of a GenBank genome assembly.
AUGGGUUGUAGUCGUCAUAAGUGGUCUAUUUAUUUUAAAAUACUUGAUGAGCUAGCAAAUAAAAGUAAUAAAGCUGCUAUAUGUCUUGCCUGUUUAGGAGCUUUGGGUAGUGAAGCUAAAAAAAUAACCAACAAGUCAAAUUUAUGUUAUAAUCAUUUAAAAUCUUGUCCAUAUUUUGCACAAAAAUAUUCUUCAGAAGAAUUAGAAAAAAUUUUUCAAAUCGAUAAUGAAUCUAACUCCGAAUCUAGUGAAGAUUCUAUAAAAAAAAUUAAACAAACAGCUUCUCAAAAUGAUAAUAAACUACAACAAUUUGAGCAACAUAUAAUUUGUAGAACAGUAGCAAGUGGAUUACCAUUUAAAUGGAUACAGGACAAAGAUAUUGUAGCUGCUUUUAAGCUUGUUAAUCCUACAAUUAAAUUACCUUUACAUCGCAAAUUAAGUGGAUCUAUUCUAAAAAAAGAA